Messenger RNA from Conger conger (European conger), 1212 nucleotides. It is a transcript of the gene smim7, whose product is annotated as small integral membrane protein 7. NCBI's taxonomy places the organism in Eukaryota, Metazoa, Chordata, Actinopteri, Anguilliformes, Congridae. The record is from RefSeq and is a predicted model, not a curated record. Bases 75 to 302 code for a protein of 75 amino acids. The transcript has 5 exons.
AUCACACGUCAAUCAUUGCAGCCCGGACGUUGCAUUCUGCAUGUUUGCUUGGUUGGCUUGGUAAGACGGACAAAAUGAUCGGCGAUCUCUUGAUAUUCGGGACCUUGUUGAUGAAUGCCGGGGCAGUGCUGAAUUUUAAAUUGAAAAAAAGGCAUUCUCAAGGAUUUGGCGAUGAACCUCUCGGACCCACCACAGGAGACAACAUCAGAGAAUUUCUUCUGAGUCUACGUUAUUUCCGGAUCUUUAUUGCUUUGUGGAACAUCUUCAUGAUGUUUUGCAUGAUUUUGUUAUUUGGAUCAUAAAGAGCAAGAGGAAGUGUGCAGAGUUCUUUCAAAGGAGAAACCACAUUCAUGGGUGUUUUGUUAUGGGACAUUUCUCAGUGUCAGAUUAUCUGUUAGCCUGGAAAACUUCGCCUUUGUUGGAUUUCGUGGAUUAUGUUUCCUGUAAUUAUAUUAUAAGUAUCAUGGACUCACUUUGCCCUUUUCGCAUUGUUCUUUUUGUGCCAACUUCUCUCCCAGGUGUCUUGGUUCAUUCAGAAAAAGGUUAGAAAUCUCAAAGUGGACCAAAUACGAAGCUCGUGCCACAUGGAUAAUUACCUAUUUUGACACCGAAGCCAUUGAAAUUACAUGAAACUGAAGAACAUUACAUCCUGUUGAGCCUGUCCAUGAUGCUAACAAUGGCACAGUCACAUAGUGUGGUGACAUGUAUAUUGCAGGGGUGAAUAUUGCUAUGUUUUACUAUAUUAGGGCAUGCACAUAUUAAUAUUAUUGUAUGAUCAAAUGGACACUUCCUCUGUUGUAUCAUCAGAAAUUAAGGUUUGUAUAUGAAUAGAAUCUUUUCCUUUUAAAUUUCUGUAUCCCAUCAGAAUUUUACUUUCUAGUAGAGGUUUGCUCUUAUGUCUUUCCUUAUGAUUUUAACUGACUUUUUUUGUAGGCAGUACAACAUUACCAUGGAAAUUUGAAAAACAAUCGCAGUGCUAUCAAAAGUAACAGCUUUAAUAAGAAUUGUACUGUAGAUUUUUUGCUGGUAGUGGUAAUAUGUGAUGGUUAUGUUGGACUGAUACUGUUGGACUGAUAUUGUUUUCUGAAGAAUCAAAUUGGAUAUCAAUUUUGAACCAAAAUAUAAUACUUUAUGCAUUCACAAUUCUUCAGCCAGUCAUAACCAGAUAUGUUUUUGGGAUAUUGUAAAAUAAAUGUAAUAUUUGCAACUAGA